CUUCAAGUUUACACCCUUCCAAAUCUCAUUGUAUAUUACCAUCUUUCAUGUUUCCAAUUCUCGCUCAACGCUAGUCCUCACAUCAGCAAUCCCCCUUCUUUCCCGUUCAAGGCCAUGAGCGAACCAGACGUCAACAACACAACUCGCAUUCUCACUGCAAACGCAGGCAAUGGCCUCGCAGCUUCCCAAAACAUUCCAGAAGGCUCUCUGAUUAUCAAAAUUUCAAAUCCCUAUCUCACCCUCCUCGAGAAGGCUCACCUCGACAGCACGUGCUCGUGGUGCUUCACGAAGCCCGAGAAUAGCACUUUAAAGAACUGUGGCGGCUGCAAAGUAGUUCGAUAUUGUUCGUCCGAUUGUCAGAAGAAGGAUUGGCAGGCAAUCCACAAGAAAGAGUGCAAGAUUUUGAAGACCUCACCCGAUGUCUUACCUACACCGACGCGGGGUUUACUGCAAUUGGCGUUGAGGCAUAAAUUUAGGGACGAGCCGGACCCAAAAUGGGAGGGAUUGGUGAUGAAUAAGACUCAACUGAUUGAAGCGGGAAGAUAUGACGAACUCACGUUGCAGUCAAUGAUUGCGGCGAAAUAUAGUGGAAGAGGAGACCGGUGGGUGUUUCUUGGAGCCCAAGUCCUCUGCCAGAUGUCUUCCAAUGCUUUCCGCGUCACUCUCCCCGAUGACACUCCAAUCGGACUCUGCUUUGAACCCACUCUUGCCCUCGCCAACCAUUCCUGCUCCCCGAACGCAGUGGUAGUCUUCGAUGGUCGAGCUAUAUCUUUCCGAGCAUUAUCAGAUAUCAAAAAAGGAGAAGAAAUACGUAUAUCCUACAUCGAGAACACGCAGACCAGGGAAAAUCGUGGAGCAGAGCUUGAACAUCGAUACUUCUUUACUUGCCAGUGUGAAAAAUGCUUCAAGGACGAGACAGCAUAUCAGACCUUCCUCCGUCUUGGUCCUCAAAUUGUCACCAGUCCCCCCGACAGGUUGAUCAACAUGCUUAUAGACCCAACAUCCCUCCCGAAAAACGCAACAAGUUGUCUCGACAGCUAUAACAAGCUCUCUUUAGACCCCCAGAUCUCACAGGCAUUGAACAGUGGACAGAACUCCCUCGACGCCUAUCUCAAAUCUUCGACAGACUCACCUCCUUCUGAACGCCUAUCAUUUCUCCGUAACCUGUGCUCAGGACACUUUUUCGGAAUCCCUGCCAUCGCACCUAGCCCUGCGGUUCAGCACAACAUCUUCCUCAUCCACCUCGACAACCAAUCCUGGAUCCCCGCUCUGAUCUUCCUCCUCUCCCUAGCCCUCCACACGGACCCCUACAACUACCCCGCACCACACCACCUCGUACGAGUUGUGCGAAUUUUCACCAUAGCAAAGCUGUUCAAAUUUCUCUCGACCCUAUCUCCACCGGAAUUCGUGCUGUUGUUGAGCGAUCAGGACAUAGAAACAAGGGAUUCUAUACAGAAAAUUGUCCCUUUACUUGAUUUCAUGGAUGUGCUGCAAGUGUUGAUGGCAAUUGUGUCUGAAGAAGUGGGGAAGAGUCAUGGUGUGGGGAGCAGAUUUGCAAAGGAAAUUGAGGCUGAGGUGGAGGAUUUGAGGGAGGGGCGGAAGAUGGCUGGAGGACGCAAAUCUGGAGAGGCAUUGGAGAGAUGGUUGGUUGAUCGGAGGAAUGACGAGGGUGCGAAGGCUGCCAAGCGUGUAGUUCAGGUGCUUUGGGCGCUGGCAAAUUGUGUUAAGACUCUGGUGGGUGUGAAUCUAUAAGAUUUGUCUAUCGACGAACAAAAGAAGGGGGAUGGGGGAAUUAUUAUUUGUACAAGCAGAUUUUCAAUUUGUACUCGAACAGAGACUAGAG
Molecule: messenger RNA, 1843 nt
Organism: Mollisia scopiformis
Lineage: Eukaryota; Fungi; Ascomycota; Leotiomycetes; Helotiales; Mollisiaceae
Product: SET domain-containing protein
Exons: 2
Coding region: 115-1752 (545 amino acids)
Cellular component (GO): nucleus
Molecular function (GO): protein binding
Source: RefSeq, a predicted model, not a curated record